Molecule: messenger RNA, 1512 nt
Organism: Schizosaccharomyces osmophilus
Lineage: Eukaryota; Fungi; Ascomycota; Schizosaccharomycetes; Schizosaccharomycetales; Schizosaccharomycetaceae
Gene: ubp10
Product: ubiquitin C-terminal hydrolase Ubp10
Exons: 3
Coding region: 1-1512 (503 amino acids)
Biological process (GO): protein deubiquitination; spliceosomal complex assembly; mRNA processing
Molecular function (GO): cysteine-type deubiquitinase activity; zinc ion binding
Source: RefSeq, a predicted model, not a curated record
AUGGCAAUGUCGGAAGUAAAUGAGGAUAAGCAUUCUUUAAAACGCUCUUUCAAUGAAGAAGAAGCGGAUUCCAUGAGGAAGAGAGAGAAAGUUGACAAUGUUUCAGGGUCUACUUCUAACGAUGAUCAAACUACCAUAAAUGCUUCUGUCAAGAAACACAAACCAAUAUCAAGUGACCUUUAUCUAGAUACCAUCAAUCGUAAAUUAUUAGACUUUGAUUUCGAAAAAGUAUGUUCAGUCAGCCUUACGAAUCUCAGUGUUUAUGCUUGCUUAGUUUGCGGAAGAUAUUUUCAGGGACGAGGUCCCUCUUCUCAUGCAUACUUUCAUGCUUUAAAUGAUAAUCAUCAUGUGUUCGUGAAUUGCUCGACUUUAAAGUUUUAUAUUCUACCAGAGUCAUAUCAAGUAGUGUCUAGUGCUUUGCAAGAUAUUGCUUAUGUUAUUAAGCCCACAUAUACCCGUGAAGAAGUUGCUAAACUGGACCGUAUUCCUCAGGUCAGUUACGAUUUGAUGCAUAAACCUUAUGUACCAGGCUUCGUCGGACUCAAUAACAUACAAAGCAAUGACUAUUUCAACGUCAUCCUUCAAUUACUUUCUCAUGUAAAGCCUUUGCGGAAUUAUUUGCUACUUAAUAAUUUUGAUGGCUGUCCUCAUAUUAUUCAGCGAUUAGCAAUUACUGUCCGUAAAAUAUGGAACCCCAAAGCAUUUAAAGGGCAUGUUUCUCCACAAGAACUGAUUCAUGAGGUAACCCUUUUAUCCCAUAAAAAAUAUUCAAUGAAUGAACAAAAAGAUCCUUUAGAAUUUGUAUCAUGGCUCUUGAAUACAUUGCACGUUUCUUUAGGCGGGAAGAAGUCAACGAUGGAAAAGCCAACUUCUAUUAUUCAUUACAAUUUUCAAGGUCAUGUGCGUGCCGAGUCUCAAAAAAUCCGUCAGCAUACAGAAAAUGGGGACCACGUAGUAUUUGAAGGAGACCGAGUUAUUAAAACGGACAUUGUUCCAUAUCUGUACCUUACACUGAAUCUUCCUCCAAGGCCUUUAUUUCAAGAUGAAUUUGAAGGAAACAUUAUUCCUCAAGUUGAACUUGUAAAACUACUGGAAAAGUAUAAUGGCGUCACAACUCAAGAAUUAAGUGGUAUGCGCCGGCGUUUUCAUUUGAUGAAUACGCCGCCAUAUCUUCUAUUUCAUAUGAAGCGUUUUAUGAAAAAUAACUACUUUACUGAACGAAAUCCUACCAUCGUCACGUUUCCUCUUGAUAACCUGGAUAUGAGUCCAUUUAUCGAUGAUGCGUUUCUGAAAGCACACCCAAAAAUCAUACCAAGGUACAAUCUAAUUGCAAAUGUCGUUUAUGAAUCAGUUUUGUCUGCUGACGGGGAAUCGCACGUCUUUCGAGUACAGUUACGAAAUUCAGCAUCGAACAAAUGGUAUCAAAUUCAGGAUUUGUAUGUCGAAGAAAUAAGCAGCGAUAUGAUUAACUUGGGAGAAAGUCUUAUACAAUUAUGGGAGCGAGUACAUUAG